Leptinotarsa decemlineata (Colorado potato beetle) is the source of this 615-nucleotide messenger RNA. RefSeq lists its product as uncharacterized. NCBI's taxonomy places the organism in Eukaryota, Metazoa, Arthropoda, Insecta, Coleoptera, Chrysomelidae. The record is from RefSeq and is a predicted model, not a curated record.
AUUCAGUAUCAAAUUCAUUAGUGAGUGGCAUCAGUGCUAUGCCUUCCUACUUAGAUGUCGCAGAAAUCCAGAGAGACAUAGAAGAAGAUGACUUGAUACCUGCUCAAGACAUUAUUGGUAGUCGACUGAACAAUUCUGGUGACUUAUCAAGUGACUCAGAUUCUGAUCACAAAAAUAUCAACUUUGAGUCAUCACAGUUUGAUGAGGAUAGUUCUUCAGAAGACGAAAAGUUAAUUGGGAAAGGUUUGCAGUUCAGUGCAGAUGUGGACAAUGACAACAAAUUAACUACAAAUUUUGAUCUCACUGGAAUGCUAUCAAACGUUGCUUCAGUAGGAUCGGCACUAGUAGCAAAUGUACUGAAAUCAGGUGUUCCUACUUCAACUGUAGAGCGAAAGACUAGUGGUAGCGAUAGUGACUUCGAAUUUAUUAAUUACGAGGACCUACAGUAGGACAUUUUCAAUGUUUUUUUAAUGAUAUUAACAGAUGUGAUACAAUUUAGUUUUUUAGACAAUUUUUAUUUAUUAUACAUUUACUCUUAAUAUAGAAUACAAUGUGUGGAACAUCUAACUGUGUUGAUGUUGAAAUUGUCACUUAAUAAAUGAACAUCAGUAAGUA